Molecule: messenger RNA, 1729 nt
Organism: Drosophila ananassae
Lineage: Eukaryota; Metazoa; Arthropoda; Insecta; Diptera; Drosophilidae
Gene: Ir67b
Exons: 1
Coding region: 14-1729 (571 amino acids)
Source: RefSeq, a predicted model, not a curated record
CUCAGUCCUAAAAAUGGCUCUGCUUUACAUAAAUACACUUCAGAACCUCUCGCUUUUCGGAGGGAAUCGUUUGGUUGAAGCGAUUCACGAGUUGAAUAGAUAUUAUCCAUCUGAAAUUAUUGUAUAUUUGGAAUUCGGAGAUGGCUCCGAUGUCCUGGAAGAAUCCAAACAGCCUUUAAGACAAACUCUCUGGUUUAAAAACCCAAUAUUUCAAACAGUUCUUGAAGGCAACUUUAGUAGUUCCACAAUCACAGUUCUCUAUCUCGAAGAUAAGUAUCUAGAAAGCGGUAUAAACUAUCUUACAAAUUGGCUAUGGAAGUACCAACACUUGCACGUAAUAAUAUUUUACAAAAACGGAAAAGUUGAAAGAUUACACAAAAUCUUUAAAAAGUGUUUUGACCAAGGAUUGCCUAAUCUACUCGUAAUACUCCCGGAGUUUGAAGGAUUUUACACCUUUCAACCAUUUCCAGAGGUGAGGAUCUUACACUUAAAUAGGGUUGAAGAAUAUUACGACAAAUCACUUUUGAAGUGGAACUUAUUGGGCUACAAUGUAACCAUUGGCCUUGUCACAGCUGGAGCACCUCGAUGGUUUUCCUUCAGGGAUCGUCAUAACAGAUUAAUACUUACCGGCUACAUGCUCAGAACUGUCGUGGAUUUUGCCAAUAACUUUAAUGGUACUAUUGAUCUGGUGGAUAUUAAAACAGUUAACGAAGGUCUAGAGCUUUUGGCUAAUCGAUCCAUUGACUUUUUUCCAUUUCUUAUAAGACCUUUGGAUACAUUUGCAAUGACUAGUAUUUUAUAUCUUGAAAACUGCGGUCUCAUCGUGCCCUCAUCGCGACUGUUGCCAAACUUCCUCUAUGUGAGCAGUCCUUAUACCUUCACCAGCUGGAUAACCUGGCUAAUAAUGUUGGUCUACUGCUCUUUGGCAUUAAAAAUUUUAUACAAGGGCCAGUUCAGUUUAAGUGAAACGUUUCUCCAAAUCCUGCGACUUGCUUUGUACCUAUCGGGUGGAAAGGAAAUGGGAGCACGGCCUUCUCAUCAUCGCUUUUUACUGUUUUUCAUUCUGACACAUUCUGGAUUCAUUCUCACCAACCUCUAUUUGGCAAAGCUAUCAAGCAAUUUGGCGGCAGGUCUUUACGAGAAACAAAUAAAUACAUGGGACGAUUUGGACAAAAGCGACAGCGUUUGGCCCUUGAUUGACGUGGAUGUGGAAACUAUGCAGAAACUUAUUCCCGAUCGAAAGAAUCUCAUAAAACGAAUUGUAACUACACCGGAAUUGGAUGUGGAUGAGUAUCGAAGAAACUUGAACACGAGCUGCAUUCAUUCUGGAUUCUUCGAUCGCAUCGAAUUCGCGCUCUACCAGCAACAGUAUCUACGCUUUCCCAUUUUCCGCAAAUUUCCACACAUCCUUUACCAGCAACCCAUGCAGAUUUCCACUCAUUUUGGCCAACCAUACUUGCAAUUUUUCAAUUCCUUUGUCAUAAGGAUAUUCGAGAGCGGAAUUUUCCUAAAAAUCAAGGACGACGCCUACCGCCACGGCAUUGAAAGUGGGCUUUUGAAUUAUGGUUUUCAAGACCGGAACAUGGAAGUAAAGUCAAACGAUGUGGAAUAUUAUUAUUUAAUUGGUGGAUUGUGGCUGGGCGGCUUGCUUUUAGCCACGAUUUGUUUUUGCUUUGAAAUACUCACUAAAAAAAUAAAAAUUACUGUCAAAAUAGUUUCCAAAUUGUAG